Molecule: messenger RNA, 718 nt
Organism: Osmia lignaria (orchard mason bee)
Lineage: Eukaryota; Metazoa; Arthropoda; Insecta; Hymenoptera; Megachilidae
Source: RefSeq, a predicted model, not a curated record
GCAACAGACUUGUGUUAGAUGAAACAAUUGAAGUAGGGGAGUCACUGGGUCGUCGUGGAGAGGGAAAAAAUUUGUCCUACGUCCCGCGACUCUGGCAUCACUAGGGCCAGGGCCUGAGUUUAUCACGAGCUACGAACGGCUGAAAAUCGAAAAGAAAAAAAAUGGAUAUGCGAAGCCUCGAAGGUAAAUGGGCGAAAUUACUGUGUUCAGUGGAACAGCAACCGCAGUUGCUGCGGCAAGCGCAGCAUGAGUUGCAACAACAACCGCAGCAUGAGCUGCAGUGGCAAGCGAAGCAGGAGUUGCAACAACAACCGCAGCAAUCGCAGCAUCAGCUGCAGCGGCAAGCGCAGCAGGAGCUGGAACAGCAACUGCAGCAGGAGUUGCAACAGCAAUCGCAACAGCAGCAGUCGCAACCGCAACAGCUGCAGUUGCAGCUAAAGAUGCAGCAGCUACGGAUGCAGAUAAACAUGCUGCGACAGCCAAAACCGUACCCGCGACAUGCUCGGUAUACCCCGCAGCCGCAGCCGCAGUUAUACCAGCAACAAGCUGAAGAUACCGCAUCCAGGUCCAUGCAGCAGCGGCAGCUGCGGCGAUGCAGGAGAGAGCUGAAACGGCUGCAGCGGGAGGGAAUGCCGCGUGGAGGCAAAAGCUACCGCACUGGCGGCCCGUGAACCAAUAUUGCGGCGUUUGCCAUAAGCCCGUCCCCGGUUGCAGGCGG